Molecule: messenger RNA, 2466 nt
Organism: Dromiciops gliroides (monito del monte)
Lineage: Eukaryota; Metazoa; Chordata; Mammalia; Microbiotheria; Microbiotheriidae
Product: disintegrin and metalloproteinase domain-containing protein 1-like
Exons: 2
Coding region: 1-2466 (821 amino acids)
Biological process (GO): binding of sperm to zona pellucida; male gonad development; proteolysis
Cellular component (GO): external side of plasma membrane; plasma membrane; sperm head plasma membrane
Molecular function (GO): metalloendopeptidase activity
Source: RefSeq, a predicted model, not a curated record
AUGUCUGUGACUGUGGCUCCAGUCAGGGACCCUGAGGAACAAAUGUUCAUGAAUAAGUUUGAGGGAGAAUUUUCAUCCAAAGCACCCCAGAAGAGGGACUUGGAUCUCAUGCUAGGAGCCUAUCACAUCAAGCUUGGGGUGGUCUUGUUGUUGGCAGAUAUUCUUGUCCCAGGUGUUUGUGGUACCUUGGAAUCAGUGCAACACUCUUCCUAUGAAGUCAUCAUCCCCACUAGGUUAACCUUCAGGGACAGGGAAGACUCAAAAGACAAAUUGUCAUAUGUGCUGCUAAUGAAAGAGAAGAGACAAGUCAUUCACUUGAAGUUAAAGAGAAGGUUGUUUGUCAAGAACUUCCCUGUCUACACCUACUCCAAAGGGGUCCCAAGUUUAGACACGCCUUUUAUCCCAGAUAAUUGCCACUAUGAUGGAUACGUAGAAGGUGAGCUGGGGUCCACUGUGUCUGUCAGCACCUGCUCAGGCCUCAGGGGCAUCAUCACCAUCCAGAAAACAGUUUAUGGCAUUGAGCCCAUGGAAACAUCAAGGCAGUUUGAGCAUCUCUUAUAUCCCAUGGAUGGGCUGCUCCAAAGCUCCUGCAGAGUGACCUCAGAAGAAGGCCAACGAUUCAGAAGCAGCAUGCAGGAACAGAGAACAGAAGAGAAAGAGACACUUGACAGGGAGGCCCUGAACUACAUCUGGUCCCACCCCAAGUAUGUGGAGAUGUUUGUUGUGGUGGACAAUAGGCGAUUCCACAUGUGGAAUGGCAACGUGACCAAGACGGUGCAGAUGGUGAUGGACGCCCUUGCCCACGUCAACACCUACAGCCAGGCCAUCCGCGUCAAGGUGGUCCUCAUCGGCUUGGAGAUCUGGACAGAGAGGGACCAGGUGAGGAUCCCUGAGGACUUGCGGGAAGUCCUGCACAAUUUCAACCACUGGAGAGAACGGGAGCUGCUCAGCCGGGCCAAGCACGAUGUUGCCCAUCUCAUAGUGGGACACCAUCCAGGAGAGUACCUGGGGGAAGCCUUUCUGAACGGGGCGUGCGUGUCUGGGCUUGCAGCAGGAGUCGAAUCUUUCUAUCAUGAAGACCCCCCUCUCUUUGCCGUGCUCAUGGUGCAUGAGCUGGGCCAUAACCUGGGCAUGAAGCACGACCACGUGGCCUGCAUCUGCCCUGACCAGCCCUCCUGCAUCAUGCUCGGAACUGUCAGCCUUGAGAGUCGUUUCAGCAACUGCAGCUUGGAGGCUUUCUAUGAAUUCCUGCGACACCAGCAAGGCUCCUGCCUCUAUGACAAGCCCGCGGCCGCGGGCGUGGCGAGGGGGCCCUUCUGCGGGGACCACGUGGUGGACAGAGGGGAGGAGUGCGACUGUGGCAGCGUCGGGGACUGCAUGAAGGACCGCUGCUGCUUGCCCUCCUGCCGGCUGAGGCGGGGCUCUGCCUGUGCCUCUGGGCCCUGCUGCAGCAAGUGCAAGUUUCUGAAGGCAGCCACGCCCUGCCGUCCCAGCGUGGACGAGUGUGACCUCCCCGAGUACUGUAAUGGCAGCUCCCCGUGGUGCCAGCCCGACACCUACAAGCAGGAUGGCAGCCCGUGCAGGGGCGGUGGUUACUGCUACCAGGGGCGGUGCAGGAGCCUGGAGAGCCAGUGCGUGCAGGUGUUUGGGGAGGGCUCCCGGGCUGCCCGGCAAAGCUGUUACCACCACUUGAACACGCAGGGGGACAGGUUUGGCAACUGUGGCAGUGGCCAGGAAGGGUUACGCAAGGCCUUUGUCAAGUGUGCGCCCAAGCAUGUCAUGUGUGGGAGGCUGGUGUGUGAAGGCAUUGCCAGGUUGCCCCUGAUGAGGAACCACCACACGCUCAUCCAGAUCCCCCUGGAGGACACGUGGUGCUGGGGGGUGGACCUCUUUGAGGACGUGGACCUUCCUGAUGGAGGGGCCGUCAAGGCAGGCACCUUGUGUGGCCCCCAGAAGAUCUGUCUCAACCGCACGUGCUCUGAUGUGCAGGUGCUGCAAUAUGAUUGUGAACCAGAGACCCGGUGUCAUGGCCGAGGGGUCUGCAACAACCUCAAGCAUUGUCACUGCGAUGAUGGCUAUGCCCCUCCCACGUGUGCUUCGGAGGGCUUUGGGGGCAGUGUGGACAGUGGCCCCCCUCCAGAUGCAAGAACGCUUUCUCCCAAGCCACUUGCCUUAUAUCAGCGACCCCAAAUCACCCCUGCUCUACUUGCUAACAACCUGUCUCCCAGUUUGUACACUUCUCCCGUUAGACUUCAGCGUCCACCCUUCAUCAGAAGUCAAGGCCAUAACUCCCUUCGUCUUCAGGACAGCCCCCUUCUGGGAUUUGAACCUUCUCCUAGCCCUACUCUAGAGAACAACAGAUCCAACAGCCAGGACACCAAGCAGCUGCUCCUCUCCUUGAUUGAGAUCUUGAUUGCCUUCUGCCUUCUGCCUUCUGGAAAAUCUGAUGACUCUGAGGACCUUUGA